AUGGCGUCCGCAAUAGAGAAAGAGCGCGGCAGUAACGACAUUAGCGACGAGAAACUCGAGGCGCAGAAUCGCGAAUAUCUGAACGCUGUCCAGACGAGUCCAAAUGAUCCUAUACCUGAUCCUGACGCCGGCUUGAGCGCGGAGGAAAGGGCUACUAUUGACCGCAAACUCCUCUGGAAACUCGACUGGAACCUCAUACCAUGGCUUUCGUUCUUAUAUCUCAUAUCGUUCCUGGAUCGGACAAAUAUUGGAAACGCGAAAAUCGACGGCCUGCAAGAAGACCUCCACAUGACCAACGGCCAAUACAACGCCACCCUCUCCAUCUUCUUUGUCUCAUACUCAGUUUUCGAGCCCCUCACCAAUGUCCUGCUCAAGAAGUUGCGACCAAGUAUAUUCCUUCCCAUCAUCAUGGUUUUAUGGGGGAUUUGUAUGACGACCAUGGGGCUAGUGCAUAACUACGCCGGCUUGAUGACAGCUCGCUGGUUCCUCGGUAUGGCCGAAGCGGGUCUUUUUCCUGGAGUCAACUACUAUCUGUCCUGUUGGUAUAAACGAUCCGAAUUUGGUAUCCGCGCUGCUCUCUUCUUCUCCGCGGCUGCACUUGCGGGCUCCUUCGGUGGUCUGCUUGCCGCAGGCAUCGCCCAGAUGGGUGGCGUAGGAGGAAAGCCAGGCUGGGCAUGGAUUUUUAUCCUCGAAGGUCUCGCCACAAUCUUCGUCGGCGUCGCCUCCUACUGGAUGGUCCACGACUUUCCUGACGAGGCGAAAUUCUUGUCCGACGACGACCGCAACCGCGUCCUGCGCCGCCUGCGCUCCGACCAGCAAGCCUCCGCCUCCCAUGAAUCCUUUAAGAUGAAGUACUUCUGGGCCUCCGUCGGCGACUACAAAACUUGGUGCUACGCCGUCAUCUACAUGGGCGCCGACGGCGCACUGUACGCCUUCUCCCUCUUCCUUCCUACUAUCAUCCGCCAGCUCUACCCGCAGUAUUCCUCUACUGUCUCGAAUCUGCUUUCCGUCCCGCCAUACGCGGCAGGUGCGAUCGUCACCAUUGCGGUUGGAUACAUCGCGGACCGUACCCGUCAACGCGGUCUCUGCAAUAUCUUGGUCUCGCUGAUCGGCAUUGUGGGAUUCUGCAUGCUACUCGGGUCCUCCAGCCCGUCGGUAAACUACGCAGGCACUUUUCUUGGUGCCAUGGGAAUCUACCCGUGUAUCGCGAACACCAUCUCCUGGGCGAGCAACAACGUCGAGGGCGUGUACAAGCGCGGUGUUUCGCUCGGCUUUAUCAUCGGCUGGGGUAACCUCAACGGUGUGGUGUCGUCGAAUAUCUAUCGGACGAGAGAUAGCCCGAGGUUUUUCGUAGGCCACGGUGUUGUGCUGGCGUAUCUUGUGCUGUGGCUGUUUUGCGGGAGUGUGGUCACGAGGUUUUUGCUGGCGAGGGAAAAUAAGAAGAGGGCGAGGGGUGAGCGUGAUGGGUUGGUCGAAGGGAAGAGCGAGGAUCAGUUGCAUGAUUUGGGUGAUAAGAGGCCGGAUUUCAUGUACACGCUUUGA
This is a messenger RNA of Didymosphaeria variabile, 1542 nucleotides long. RefSeq lists its product as uncharacterized. Gene Ontology annotation, biological process: transmembrane transport. Gene Ontology annotation, cellular component: membrane. Gene Ontology annotation, molecular function: transmembrane transporter activity. The record is from RefSeq and is a predicted model, not a curated record. Bases 1 to 1542 code for a protein of 513 amino acids. NCBI's taxonomy places the organism in Eukaryota, Fungi, Ascomycota, Dothideomycetes, Pleosporales, Didymosphaeriaceae. The transcript has 5 exons.